Molecule: messenger RNA, 2152 nt
Organism: Cuscuta europaea
Lineage: Eukaryota; Viridiplantae; Streptophyta; Magnoliopsida; Solanales; Convolvulaceae
Source: the annotation of a GenBank genome assembly
AUUAUUACAAAAUGUUUGGUUGCUUCAACCGGAAAUUCAAGAUUAGCGAGACGGAGCCUCCACCGGACGUGAAGAAUGUAUUUUCGCGGUACACGGAAAAUGGUCCCCACAUGAACGCCGAUCAGAUGACCAGGUUUCUGGUCGAGUAUCAGGGGGAGGAGGGGUGCACCGCCGCUGACGCGGCUCAACUCAUACAACAUAUCCACAACCGCCGUCACCAUUUGUCUAAUCAUAUCCACCACAGUUCCCCGGCCCGCUCUCUUGAUAUCGACGAUUUCUUUGACUUUUUCUUUCAAGAUGAUCUCAAUGGACCUCUCAGACCUCAGGUAUGGCAUGAUAUGAGUGCCCCAUUGCAACAUUAUUUCAUAUAUACGGGUCACAACUCCUACCUGACUGGGAAUCAACUCAGCAGUCAAUGUAGUGAAAUCCCUAUUAUUAGAGCUCUUGAAAGAGGCGUUAGGGGUAUAGAAUUGGACUUGUGGCCAAAUUCCACUAGAGACAAUAUUCACGUUCUUCACGGAAGGACCUUAACAACUCCAGUGACUCUCCUCAAAUGUUUGAAAUCUAUCAAAAAACAUGCUUUUGUGAAAUCUCCUUAUCCUGUUAUCAUUACUUUGGAAGAUCACUUGACACCUGAACUUCAAGCUAAAGCAGCAGAGAUGCUGACUCAAGUGUUUGGGGAAAUGCUUUACUGCCCCGAGCCUGGAUGCUUGGGAGAAUUGCCUUCACCCGAAGAGUUAAAGCACCGUGUUGUUCUUUCUACUAAACCACCCAAAGAGUACCUUGAGUCAAGGCAUCUCAAUAAUGAGAGAGACAAUGUAUCCCCAAUAUGGAAAUAUUCAUCUGAAAAUGACUACUCUAUGAAAGAGGAGUCAGGAAAUGAAGCCGAUGGGGUCUGUUCUGAUCCAGAUGAAAAUCAUUGCGAAGCCGCCACAUGCCAAUCCAUUCCUUCAAGAAAAGAGAUGCCUGGAAAUACAGAUGAACAACAAGAUGGCGUGAUGAAGAGUGAUCUAGAUGGAAAAAGCUCUGAUGCUCCGGUUCGGUCAGGAGCACCUGAGUACAAGCAUUUGAUCGGUAUACGUGCGGGAAAGGUAAAGGAAGGCUUGAAGCAUGCAUUGACAACUCUACAAGAGAAAGUGAAGCGCCUUAGCGUGAAUGAGCAAGAACUUGAAAAGGGGUUGUAUGGAACUGAUGUUGUCAGUUUCACGCAAAAAAAUAUUUUGAGGGUGUAUCCAAAAGGUAUGCGGGUGACAUCAUCAAACUUUAACCCGAUGCUUGGGUGGAUCCAUGGAGCUCAGAUGGUUGCCUUCAAUAUGCAGGGAUAUGGAAAGUCACUGUGGUUGAUGCAUGGGAUGUUUCGAUCUAAUGGAUGUUGUGGCUAUGUGAAGAAGCCUCAGUUUCUUUUGGAAAGACAUCCAAACGGCGAGGUUUUUGAUCCAAAAGUUACAUUACCCGUGAAGUUGACAUUAAAGGUGAAUGUUUAUUUAGGGGAUGGAUGGAGGCUGGAUUUUAGUCAUACACAUUUUGAUUCCUACUCACCGCCAGACUUCUAUACGAAGGUAUAUAUAGUUGGAGUGGGGGCGGAUAGUGGGAAGAGAAAGACAAGAAUCAUAGAGGAUGAGUGGGCGCCCAACUGGGGCGAAGAGUUUGAGUUCCCGUUGAUGGUCCCAGAGAUGGCAUUGCUUAGGAUUGAAGUACGAGAGUAUGACAUGUCGGAGAAAGAUGAUUUUGGGGGCCAGACUUGUCUCCCUGUCUCUGAACUGCGGCCUGGAAUCCGUUCUGUUCCUCUGCAUGAUAAAAAGGGAGAGAAACUCAAAUCUGUAAGGCUGCUCAUGGGCUUUCAGUUCAUGUUGUCUUGAACAGUUGUAAAUAAAUGGGAUUGUUAAUCUUUUUCUAGAGUUGUAUUUUCUGUAAAGAACUUUUGUGAUGCAAUCUCAGAGUAAGAGGAGUUAGGCAUGAAUGUAGAGUAGAAGGGUAAUAAUAGUCUCUACUUUUCUUCCCUUGAAAGCUAAACGAGCUUGAGAAUGUAUCAUUUUACUACGCGAGCCAGACUGCAUGCCAGACCAAAGAAGUCCUGAUGUAUAUUUACUCAAAUUGUGGUUUAAUUAGCUAUUAAUACACAGAAACCAAUACACCCAUAUGUUAGUGUAAA